GAGAGAGAGUCUCGCCCUGUGCGCGGACGCGUCAGAUUAGACGCGUGGAUGAGCGGCGCGCUGCGGAUCGUCACUGACGGAGGAAAGCAAACGCUGAUGCGGCGAUGGGCUCUGAAUCUGAACCACACGACUGUCUGCGAGGAUGGUGUCGAGGUGUCCUCCGACGGAUGGAGAUCAGCGCAGGCUUCCGAUAUUAUUUCCAGCAUCCCUGGUCUCGUCUGCUGGUGGCGUACCUGGUCACCUUCUUCAACUUCCUGGUGUUCGCCGAGGACCCGGUGUCUCACAGCCAGACGGAGGCACACAUGAUGGUGCUGGGAAACUGCUUCUCGUUCGUGGUCAGUAAAUAUCCCGGAGGAGGAUGGAGUGUCCUCAAAGUCCUGAUGUGGAUCCUCGCCAUCAUCACGGGCCUCAUCGCCGGGAAGCUCCUGUUCCAUCGACACCUGUUCGGUCGUGUCCUGCGUCUGAAGAUGUUUCGUGAGGACCACGGCUCUUGGAUGACUAUGUUCUUCAGCACCAUUCUCUCGCUCUUCAUCUUCUCUCACAUCUAUAACCUCAUUCUGCUCAUGAGUGGACGGAUGCGGCCUCACAUGGUGACGGAGUACAUGGGCAUCAGGAACGAGAUCUUUAUGAAGAUGGUUGCUGUGGGAACAUGGAUGGGAGAUUUUGUGACGGCGUGGAUGGUAACAGACAUGAUGCUGCAGGACACUCAUUACCCGGACUGGGGCCGGACCCCCAGGCAGCUCUGGAGACAGGGACACAACCGCAUCGUUCUGUUCUGGGCGGUGCUGUUCUCUCUGACCUCUGUGGUGGUUCUGGUCAUCAGCACAGACUGGAUCAGCUGGGACAAACUGAACCGCGGCUUCCUGCCGAGCCACGAGGUCUCCAGAGCGUUCCUGGCCUCCUUCAUCCUGGUCUUUGACCUCCUCAUCAUCAUGCAGGACUGGGAGUUUCCUCACUUCAUGGGCGAUCUGGACGUGAACCUCCCAGGCCUUUCCACCACACAGCUGAAGAUCAAACUGCCCAUGAGCAAGCGCAUCUUUAAAGAAGAGUAUCACAUUCACAUCACGGGGAAAUGGUUUAAUUACGGAAUCAUCUUCAUGGUCCUCAUCCUGGACCUCAACAUGUGGAAGAACCAGAUCUUCUACAAGCCCUAUGAAUACGGUCAAUACGUAGGUCCAGGAGAGAAGAUCUACACCGUAGAAGAUCCGGAGACGCUGCACAAUUUCAACCGCAGUACUCUGACCUGGGAGUGGCGCUCCACCAACACUGACCCCCUCACCAACCGGACCUACAUCCAGAGAGAUAUGUUCCUUCACAGCCGCUACGUGGGUGCUAGCCUGGAUGUCAAAUGCCUGGCGUUCAUCCCGAGUCUGGCGGCCUUCGUGCUCUUUGGGUUCUUCAUCUGGCUGUUCGGACGCUUCCAAGACAGUGAGACAUUCCCUGAGAACCAAGACAAGACCUACGAGCGCAUCAAGCGCAAGUCUCCGUCUGAUCUGGGAGUCACACCGGAGGAAGUGCACAUCACCAUGAGCGAGGCCUUGAAGAGGUGCGGCACGUCCAUGCUGCUCCUGGUGGACACUCAUCAUUUCGGGUCAUCGAGCAGCUCCAUAUCACCGUGUACGAAUGAGACCCAGGAGACCCAACCCAGUGUAGCUGUUGACAACAUCGCCCAUGAGGAUACAUCUGAUGUCAAAAAGCUGACCCCAUGACAUAGCCAAAGGUCAAAAUGACUUCCAAAGUUGAUUGGUGUUUGAAGUCCUCGGAAAACCAUCACAGACUCUACCUUGAACCUUGUAUUUUUGUAUCAAGUGAUCUUGCACUGCGCACCAACUUUCUGAGCUCAGCCUUUUCCACAUUCCUCAAGGACAUUGGUCUAUGGUGCUGGAUGUUUGAUUAUUCAAUGUCUUUUUUUUUAUGUAGACUCUUGUUUUGAUGUACUCUUGUGC
Molecule: messenger RNA, 1946 nt
Organism: Carassius auratus (goldfish)
Lineage: Eukaryota; Metazoa; Chordata; Actinopteri; Cypriniformes; Cyprinidae
Product: transmembrane protein 117-like
Exons: 8
Coding region: 105-1709 (534 amino acids)
Biological process (GO): intrinsic apoptotic signaling pathway in response to endoplasmic reticulum stress
Source: RefSeq, a predicted model, not a curated record